UUUUGGCGGUCGACCAAAACCUUAAAUAUGGAGACUUUGCCUCUUCGACUCGCUCCUUCAUUCUUCGCUGUUCUUUACAUCCCCCUACGAGCGAACGAUACCUGGUACAACUACGAAUACAGCAUGAUGUUGGUAAUGUCUUUUCAGGAACCACUUUCCGUCAUUUUGGCUAGAGCCGGCAUCGUAGGUCUUACCGUUGCCCAAGCGCUCAAGCGAUAGAGUAUUACUUUUACAGAAUAGCUAGCAUAUGUUGCGUGACCUAUUUUCUGAAAUGUCUCGCCACUUCAGGUCUUUCUACUCUAUCUGGCACUUGACAUUCCUUCUCAGACCUAUGAUUCAGGUGUUCAGGGGUAGUGGGCAAGGUGCCCACGUGACCUGGCGACUUGGAAUUCCGUCUUUGACGGGCGGGGCUGCUUUGUCGCGUCUAACGAUUUACGUCAUUACUUCUACAAGUCUAACGACGAGCCAUUGCACAAUUCGCAUCACAGCUACAUCUUGCGACUUGCGCUAGCCCGAUACCACAUAAUUCCUUCGACUCACAAUGUGCGGCAGAUAUGCCAUGGCCCUACGGCCCUCCCAAGUCCGCCGAAUGCUCCAAAACGACUAUGACCUCCAGGUCGAUGACACCCCCGCCGACGAAGGCGACGGCGCCCCCCGCCAAUCUUACAACUUUGCCCCAGGCUACAACGGGGUAGUCUACCGCGCCGACGCCGGUGCUGGUCAUAAUUAUCACCAGGCACUGGAUGAACCACAAGAACAAGACUCCUCCCCCACCCCAGCCUUCAAACUCCAAUCCAUGAAAUGGGGCCUCAUCCCCUCCUGGAUCAAAUCCAGCCCCUCCUUUCCCUCUACCCUCAAAACAAUAAACUGCCGCGACGACUCUCUCGCCCAAUCAGGGGGUAUGUGGGCGAGCAUGAAGUCCAAAAAGAGGUGCGUGGUUAUUGCGCAGGGGUUUUACGAGUGGCUUCAGAAAGGCAAGGAAAAGAUUCCGCAUUAUGUCAAGAGGAAAGAUGGGAAGUUGAUGCUUUUGGCUGGCUUGUGGGAUUGUGCUUCUCUCCCGCCGCUGAAUGGAGAGGGGGAGGGGGAGACAAGGAAGGUGUGGAGUUAUACUAUUAUCACCACUUCGUCGAAUGAUCAGUUGAGGUUCUUGCAUGACAGGAUGCCUGUUAUUCUUGACGCGGAGUCGGAGAGGUUGAGGGUUUGGUUGGAUUUGGGGAGGAGGGAGUGGAGUAAGGAGUUGCAGGGGGUGUUGAGGCCGUAUGAGGGGGAGCUGGAGGUUUAUCCUGUUAGUAAGGAGGUGGGCAAGGUUGGGAAUGACGAUGCUGUUUUUGUAGUGCCGGUGGGGAGUAGGGAGAAUAAGGGGAAUAUUGAGAAUUUCUUUGCGAAUGCUGCGGCGAAGAGUAAGAAGAGGGAGCCGUUGAAAGGGGAGGUGGAGGUGGAGAUGGUGGGUGGGGGGAAAGAGGUGAAGAGUGUGGAGGAGGUGAAGAGGGAGGAUGAGGAGGGGAUGGGGGUUGUAGUGACAGAUGGAAAGCAAGGGGUGAAAAGAGAAGCGGAGGAUCAUGCGGAAGAGGAGCCACCGGGUAAGAAAGUGAAAGAGGAGGGUUCACCAAGCAAGAAUGUCAAAGAAGAGGGGCCGGUGAAGUGGGAGUCGCCUGUCAAAGAUAGACCAAAGAUCAGUGCGACGAGUAACAAGCACACGAGGAGCCCAGAGAAGAAGAAGGGCAAGGUUGCGCCAGCGGGGGCAGGAAGUCAGAAGAUUACAAAGUUCUUUGGGAAUAGUGCCUAGAGGUUUGGGCCAUAUUCAGAAUCAGGGUUGACCAACAAGCUGAGCCUUUGCUUCUUGCAAUCAGAGAAUCAGCCCGCACAUUCUGAUACAACAGGCACGUUCGUUCAAGUCUAACAUCUAUGGUACUCUUUUGACUGCGACUCGUGUAUAGAACUUCAACGCUGAUGAGGUAGCCACUUCACGAAAUGCCGCCUCCGAGCCCGAAGCAGUAGGGACCGGCGAAGUGGAGACUCAGCGCCGAUCCUUCAGCGGGACUGGGGGCAAGGCGGACCGGCCAGCCCGGGACGGGAAGAACCAGGCCGCCCUCAGGAGCAAGCUUGAAACAAAGUCAAUGCAUGUUUCCUUGAAAAUUUCAUCAUUCAAAAUGCCUCAUGAUGUCGUGUCGCUGCCUGUAGUGGGACUAUGUACAUAUCCAUCAUUUGACCUAUGCCGCGCUUAGCAGGUGAACACCUUGGG
This is a messenger RNA of Podospora pseudopauciseta, 2242 nucleotides long. RefSeq lists its product as uncharacterized. Gene Ontology annotation, biological process: DNA damage response. Lineage: Eukaryota; Fungi; Ascomycota; Sordariomycetes; Sordariales; Podosporaceae. The coding region runs from base 542 to 1786 and encodes 414 amino acids. The record is from RefSeq and is a predicted model, not a curated record. The transcript has 2 exons. Gene Ontology annotation, molecular function: single-stranded DNA binding.